ACUCUCAGUCACACACUCGGUAACCAGGCAGGACAGCCACACGUAGACUGUCUCACUGCUUUCUCGUUAAUUUCUGCUCUCUGGUUUUCUCUGCCCACCCCCCCUUAUACACACCCACGCCGACAGCUAAAAAAAAAAAAAGAAAAACCCUUCCACUAUGACAGUUUCUAUGUCACUACAGUAGUAGCAAAAGAAGGAAGUGUGAGCAGUGUCUCUUCACUUUCACAAUAAAGAAGAGGCAUGGCGGAGAAGACGUUACUAAGAAAACAAGAGCCAAAUCAAAUUAAGCCAAAACAAGCGACUGAGGCGAGAGCAGCUUUAGGAUUUGGAGUACAGCUUCCAGAAGUGGUGGAACACCGCGAAUCUACAUUUUGAACAGUUCUGUUCCGUUUUUUUAGCAGGCUAUUUUUGUUUUAUUUUUUUGUCUGCUCCCCGUGUUGGUGUUUUUCUUAUUUCUUUAUUUUUGUUUUAUUUAUUUCCGUUUAUUUUUCUGUACGGGAUAUUGGUUUCCGUAACUUAUUCUUAACGCAAAGUAAACUCUUACUUGUGCUUAUCGGUACUUAAAUAAUUAAUAGCAAAUCUCUGGAUAUACUAAAUGGGUGCCAAACAAAGUACCAGUAGCCCAUCUGCAAACGGCCGAACCAGGGCUUAUUCGGGGUCGGAUCUGCCUUCCAGUACUUCUAGCAGCACUGAUACCAGUCGGACUGCAGCUCUGGCGAUGAGGUACGGUCAUUAUGGCCCUUCCACCCAUGGGGCCUCGGGAGCCACUGCCGCUGUCGCUCAUCAUCUUGGCUCAAGGACCCGGUCCAUGGGGGGCGGUGGAGGUGGGUCAGGCACCCGAGCCCAGGCGCUGAAUCAGCCCGGGCUCAAUAUUCCCAACAGCAGUGCAACUUACAGUUCCCAGGAGUCCGGUAACAGCACCCCAGAAGAAAAUACUGGAGAACGUGACAGGUCAGGCGGGGGUCACGGGGGGCCCAGGCUCAUGAUAGGCUCGCUUCCUGCACACCUUUCGUCUCAUAUGUUUGGAGGGCCGGCAGUGGUAAUGAUGCGGCAAUAUGUGGCACCCCAGCUGAAAAGCUGGAAACAACAUUCAUUCAUUUAUUUAUUUAUGUAUUGUUUGUUUGUUUUUCUUUGUUUGACCAGUGAUUUUACACAUUACCACCACAUGACCUAAGUAGGUAGAGAACGUUGAGAUUUUCUAUAACUGAGUUUGGGCUUAAUUUCUUGUUUUAAAUAAAUAAAAUACUGACUGCUGCUAUAGGAACUCUAAAGUGAGAUUAAGUUACUGUUUUUCAUUGUCAGAGCCAAGGGGAAUAUGAUUUAAAGCACCAACACGCUGUGGAAAUAAACACAACCAAUCAAUACAGAGACAGGCAUCCUUACACCUAAUAAAUAGAUUAUUUUGUCAAUGCAGAACCGGUUACAUUUUAUAAUGUAAUUACAUUGUUUAUUAUGAUUUAAGAGUUUUCUUUGAUAUCCUGUGUUUGUCAGAUUUAUUGAUGGAGAUGGAGCUAUUCAUCAAAUGGUUUGGUUUACAUAUCUUUUCUGCAUUAAAGCACAAACUUCGCUACUCUGUUAAUGUUUCACUUAGUGAUUUAUCAUCACCAGCAGCGCUCCAGAUAAGGUUUUGGGUCUGGGAGUAACUUACCCUCUAAUGUUAACGCUGAGAGUAAAAUGCAGCAUUACCUUGAAGUCACAGAUAAUCUCGAUUAAAUACUGUACAAUCUAUAAUGGUAACUGGGUAGGUAUUAAAAAAGAGCCUUCCAUUUUAACUGCAAUGUUACUUUGAACUACUGUACAACCACACGUGUGUUCUACAAGGUUCUUUAUCGACUCAGCAAAUUUUUUUUGAGAUAUCACACAGACUCUACAAAUUAAUUCCGUUACUUAUAUUUCAGCAGGAGAGGCGGACAAGUUGUGCAACAAAAUUGAUUUGCAUAGUUUUAUGCAUUAAAUUUAGUGCAUAUUUCUGAUUUUUUGAUGAUUAAAAAUGGCAGGUACACAGCUUAUCUGGACAGUGGAUCACUAGCCGCUUUCUUACUAACCACAUACAUAGAGCAUGUGCCCCCACACUUCUAAAACGUGCGUAAACAAGAAAUAUGUUUGAUUGUUGACAGCAUAUUAAUUCUUUGCAUUUAUUCACAGCGUGGUGGUGCUUUAAAUCAUAUUCCCCUUGGCUCUAACAAUGAAAAACAGUAACUCAGUAACAGUAAUCUGACUUUAUAAGUGUUCCUUUAGGAGCAGGCAGUGUUGUGGUACUUCUGAGGAGAGUAAAACAAGCCUAAUAAGCACUUUUUACUUAUUUAAAUAAUGUAACUUUUUUUGUAUUUAUUUAUUUUUUAAAUAAGAACUGAAACCUAAACUGUCAAAAUGGAAAAUGUCAUGUUUUUGUUGUGCAUAUUGUUUUGUUUGUAUUGAGUUCUCUGCCUUCUUAGGUCAUGUGGUGAUAAUAUGUAAAAUUACUGGUCAAACAAACAAACAACAGAGAAAUGAAUGGAAGGAUGUGCAAUCUUAUUUAUAACUUUUUUUGUUGCAGACUUUGUCAUAUUAAUGCUGUUUAAUAAUAGAUUUUCUGUUUACGCAUAUUCAAUUCUUUCCAUACAGGUGUGUUUCUUGGACCUUUGUUUCAGGUUCCGGUAGUAAUAAAUAGGUCUGCAUGCAGGUGAUAGUAAUAGGAUCUCGAGAAGAAAUUAUUUAGAAUAGCUAGCAUGUUGUGUUUUGUGUUUUCUGUCAUGUGUCUGAGACGAAGAUGUUUGAUGCACAUUCUUUUUGUUUGUAGUGUUUUUGUAGUAUAUUUAUGUACUAAAAUAUUUAAAAAUAAAAACAAGU
Messenger RNA from Polyodon spathula (Mississippi paddlefish), 2829 nucleotides. Its product is annotated as E3 ubiquitin-protein ligase znrf2-like. The transcript is spliced from 2 exons. Lineage: Eukaryota; Metazoa; Chordata; Actinopteri; Acipenseriformes; Polyodontidae. The record is from RefSeq and is a predicted model, not a curated record. Bases 596 to 1174 code for a protein of 192 amino acids.